Messenger RNA from Papaver somniferum (opium poppy), 2682 nucleotides. RefSeq names its product type I inositol polyphosphate 5-phosphatase 8-like. Lineage: Eukaryota; Viridiplantae; Streptophyta; Magnoliopsida; Ranunculales; Papaveraceae. Gene Ontology annotation, molecular function: inositol-polyphosphate 5-phosphatase activity; phosphatidylinositol-4,5-bisphosphate 5-phosphatase activity; phosphatidylinositol-3,4,5-trisphosphate 5-phosphatase activity. Gene Ontology annotation, biological process: phosphatidylinositol dephosphorylation. The transcript is spliced from 9 exons. Bases 624 to 2237 code for a protein of 537 amino acids. The record is from RefSeq and is a predicted model, not a curated record.
AUAAUGCACCUCACUCGCUCACCACCAAGAAACAACCACUUACCUUUUCAAGCACAAACAAUAAAAACGAACUCAAUUUCUAACCCUCUCCACAAAAAUUGAUCAUUCUAAAUUGAACAGUCCAUUUCACUCUUCACAAAAACGUUGAUUUUUUUUUUGAGUUUUUCUUAGUCUACUUGCAGAAAAGUACAUAAAAAGGACAACUAAAACAGAGAUUAGAAUUAACAGCUACUUUUCCAUUUCUUCUCAAUCCAGUUCAUCAUUUCCUUGUGUCUUUCUCCGUUUCUCAUGUUAGUUUCCUCUGUUCAUUCCAUCUUCGCAUCUUUUCCUCUGUUUUGCAUCAAUCAUAUACUAUACCUCUGUUUUAUCUGCUCUGUUUUGAUUGAAACCCCAUUUCUUGAAAAACCUUUGCUAAUUACUUCAAGUUAAAGAAAAAAACCUAACUUAAUCUAAUCUCUAGAAAACAAAAUUUAAACAAACUUCAUAUCUUUUGUAUCAAACAUUAUCUUAUACUGUCAAAUCCUUCUUCUGGGUUGUCUUAUACUUCUGCAAUCAUAACAACGUUUUACUAAGAAGAAGGAGAAGAAGAAGGAAUAAGAACAGAGCCUUCUUCUGGUAGUACUAUGAAUUACAAGACAUCAUGGCCAAAAGUGGUUGUGAGAAAAUGGCUAAACAUUAAAAGUGGAGCUAAAGAGUUCCAUUCAGAUCAUGAAAUUGCAGAUUUGGCUGGAAUGAAUUCAGUAGAAGAUCAUUAUGAUUCAGAAACUUGGCUGACUGAGGCUGCCCCACAGAGUUUGAAACGUCCAAGGAUUGAAUCAGACAAUCCAGCAUCUGUUCCAGACCCUCUAAACAAAAGGAUGUUUGUGGGUACAUGGAAUGUUGGAGGAAAAUGUCCCCACGAAGGGUUGAAUUUAAAGGAUUGGCUACUAACUCCUGUUCCUGCAGACAUUUAUGUUCUUGGGUUUCAGGAAAUUGUACCUCUGAAUUCAGGGAAUGUGUUAGGUGCAGAGGACUACGCUCCUGCCUUGAAGUGGCUUUCACUUAUACGCCAAGCUCUGAAUAAUACUGAUAAGAAUACAGAAUUCCCCCAAAAUCCUAUAAGUCGCAAAGAACAUAAGAAUAUGAAAACUAGAAUUAGCUUCUCUGAUCUGAUAUUAUUAGAGGAUGUAUUGAAUAAAGAGGAUUUAGGAAGACAUUCAACUUCGAGUUCGAACUCGGACAUAGAGGAUGAACCCUCUAAUUUUUCAAUGAGGCGUAAAUCUCCAAAGAAUAGUACUAGUAGUCGUUACAGCUUAGCUGCAAGUAAGCAAAUGGUAGGCAUCUUUUUGUGUGUGUGGGUUCGAACUGAUCUUAACCAACAUGUCAGCAAUUUAAAAGUCUCGUGUGUUGGAAGAGGCAUUAUGGGGUAUCUUGGAAAUAAGGGUUCGGUUUCAAUCAGUAUGACAUUGCAUCAAACAACCUUUUGCUUUGUGUGCACCCAUUUAACUUCAGGCGAGAAAGAAGGUGAUGAGGUUCGGAGAAAUUCCGAUGUCACUGAGAUAUUGAAGAAAACGAAGUUCUCUCAAUCUCAGAGAUUUUCCGGACAACCAUUCACACCUUCCCCUGUUAGAAUUUUAGAACAUGAUCAUACCAUAUGGCUUGGGGAUUUGAAUUAUCGACUUGCCUUUCCUGGUGGCGACACAGAUGAACUUCUGAAAAAUGAAGAUUGGGAAACCCUUCUCAAGAAAGACCAGCUCAUGAUAGAACAAAGAGCUGGCCGGGUGUUCAAAGGAUGGGAAGAAGGAAGCAUAUGUUUUGCCCCUACAUACAAGUACCUUGAUAAUUCUGACCAGUACGUUGCGCAGAACCAAACAUCCAAAUCAAAAGAGAAGCGAAGAACACCUGCCUGGUGUGACAGAAUACUAUGGAAAGGCAAAGGAAUGAAGCAGAUGUGGUAUGUAAGAGGCGAGAACAAAUUUUCGGACCAUAGGCCUGUCUACACCAUGUUCUCAGUGCAACUCGACACCCCAAUUCACGGAAAUAAAGUACAGAAGUCAACCAGCUCCUCAUCCUCUGCAAUUACGACAACAGCAACAACUCCUACUUCUUUUUCCCUUAAAAGUUCAACUUUUACAGCUUCUACUACUUCUACAAAGGGAAUGAUGCAUUUGGCAACAGCAUGUGUUGCCAAAAUCCAAGCUGAAGAGCUAUUGGUACUGCCUAAUAUUGCAACAGAUGCUUCCAGUUCAGGUUUCUGAACAUCCCGUCACUAAAAUCCGUACUCGAAACAUGAUUCAGUUAUAACCGGAGGUAAAUUUGUAAAUAUAUGUUGCGCUGAUUCAGAGGUGGUGUCUCAUAAUUUUAAAUUCUGCAUCACUCCACUGGAUAAGUAUCUGUAAAGAGAUCUACUUACUAGACCCCAAAGAGAUUGCUAUGAAAAACAAUGAGAAGCUUGCAGGUGUGAUGCUGCCAAGACUUGAGUGGAAAAGCAAUGACUUAUUGGGGGGCAUGAAGACAUCAAGCAUGCUUCAUGUGGUGUAUCUCUAUAGCUAAUUUGGAUGUCAAGAAAAAUGCUAAAAGCCUUUUCUUAUUAUGAUUUUGCAGCUGAAAGCCUAAACUCAUGAAAGCCUAAUUUUGAUGUCAAGAAAAUGAAAGGCUUAGGAAAAGGACUAAGUGUCAAUGUAUGAUGUAUAUCUAAUAUAU